This is a messenger RNA of Penicillium angulare, 693 nucleotides long. RefSeq lists its product as uncharacterized. Lineage: Eukaryota; Fungi; Ascomycota; Eurotiomycetes; Eurotiales; Aspergillaceae. The coding region runs from base 1 to 693 and encodes 230 amino acids. The transcript has a single exon. The record is from RefSeq and is a predicted model, not a curated record.
AUGCUCGUCCCUCUUCCUAUCCUGCUGGCUUUCAGCAGCCUUGCCGCCUCAGCAGCCAUUCCACCUUCAUCGAUUUCUCAAACCCGAGACUCUACAACACCAGAAUCUAACUGGGAAUCCACAGACCUAGCUCGGCCGCUAUCCGCCCAAGCAGCCAACCAGAACUCUGAAUCCAAGAAUAACUAUUUCGCCGAGCGAUCCGCCUAUUAUUUCCCUGAAACUGUGCCAGACAAGGUAGAGCUCGCCAGCCACUUAAUCGACUCUCAUGAAGCAAGCGACGUGACAAAUACGCCGACGGCAUCCGAAUUUGAAAUCACCACGAAUCAACCUGAGAAGAUUUCGCCUGCCCAACUGAGCCAGACACAAGCCCAAAAGUCAAUCAGCACGCCGGAUACAGAGAUCGACAUUCCUCGUGCACGGAUGCUUAUUCUUCCUGAUCGGGCUUCGAAUUCGGGUUCGGAUAUCGGACAGGCGCAGUCAAUGGAAGCAUCGUACUCGUACCCGGUAAAUUUCCAAACACAAGCACAACCCGACACAGAAACCGAGACAAUCCGCGUCGACUGGGUCAUUUUUGAAUCAUCCCCAAUCAUCAUCUCGACCCCUCCCAUCGUGCCGUCCCUCGCCUUUCUUUUCAUUAUCGCCACUAUCAUUUGCAUUUUCACCGUGGUCCGUGGGAUUCGCCAUGGACAUUGA